This is a messenger RNA of Rhagoletis pomonella (apple maggot), 1360 nucleotides long. RefSeq names its product neprilysin-2-like. NCBI's taxonomy places the organism in Eukaryota, Metazoa, Arthropoda, Insecta, Diptera, Tephritidae. Gene Ontology annotation, biological process: protein processing. Gene Ontology annotation, cellular component: plasma membrane. Gene Ontology annotation, molecular function: metalloendopeptidase activity. The record is from RefSeq and is a predicted model, not a curated record.
AAACCCCAAUUGGUGGCGCAGACGUACUACACUGGAGCGAUGCCUUGUCCUCAUCAGUAUUAUUGCGUUGAUCGCAGUGAUUGGUCUAGUCAUUGGACUAGUUUCUGUAAUACUCUCAAAUCGUUUGGCCGAAGAGCUCAAAACACCCACAAACCCACCAGAGGCGCUGCAAGGCUCCAGUAAACCGACAGACAAUGAAGUCAUUAUCACACCACAAAAGUCACCCAAGGAUGAUGUCUGUCUCUCAGUCGAAUGCAUACACACCGCUUCGGCGGUAUUAAGUAAAAUGAAACCGGAGAUCGAACCCUGUGAUGACUUCUAUGAAUUCGUGUGCGGCACUUACAUUGAAGAGCAGCUGAUACCCGACGACAAAGAUUCAUUGAAUACAUUCUCGUUGAUUUCGGAUAAAUUGCAUGAACAACUAAAGGAAAUUGUCACCGAAGAACGGCCGAAGAGUGAGCCCAAUCACUUUCAGCUGCCGAAUGCGCUUUAUAAGGCGUGUAUGAAUAAAUCUCUGAUUGAACAAUUGGGUGCGGCGCCUAUUGCUAAUAUUGCCAAGUCUCUGGGUGGCUGGCCAGUGAUUGAGGGCGAUUCGUGGAAUGCGGAUAACAGUUGGAGCUGGCAGGAGACUGUGAAGAAGUUCCGUAAAUUGGGCUUUAGCAUGGACUAUAUUAUUGAUUUUUCGAUCAGCGUGGAUUUGAAGAACAGCACAACGCGUAUUAUUGAUGUUGAUCAAUCGGCUAUUGGCUUGAGCCGCGAAUAUCUAGUCAAGGGUUUCAAUGAGACGCUAGUGAGCUCCUACUAUGACUACAUGGUCGAUAUGGCUGUGCUGUUUGGCGCUGAUAAGGAAAGAGCGAAGCGCGAAUUGCGUGAGUCGCUCGAAUUCGAGAUCGCAUUGGCUAAUAUCUCCUGGCCAGCUGAGAAGCGCCGCAACACCAACGAUCUCUACAACAUACGCACGCUGAAGCAACUGCAAGCAACGUAUCCCUAUGUUCAGUGGGUGGACUACACGAACGCUCUGCUGCCGGAUAAAAUUCAAGUGAAUGAAGAUGAACCUGUGAAUCUUUCGGUGCCUAGUUUCUUUGACGAAUUAGGACCAUUGUUGGCGCGCACACCCGAUCGCGUGAUUGCCAAUUAUAUGAUGUGGCGCAUACACGCCUUCUCUGUGGUCUUCCUUUCGGAACAAUUCCGCAAGCGACAACUACAAUAUGCGACCGCUUUGUCGGGUCGCCAGGAGCAGGAGGCGCGCUGGAAGGAAUGUGUCGACAUCACCAGUGGCAGGUAGGUGAUUGUUAUAUGUUUAGCGAUAUCUGCUGUAGGACAUUAGAGAUGUGUGUGUAUGUGUUGUAGAUAUGUAUUG